Messenger RNA from Trichechus manatus latirostris (Florida manatee), 2924 nucleotides. It is a transcript of the gene HK3, whose product is annotated as hexokinase 3. The transcript has 18 exons. Gene Ontology annotation, biological process: carbohydrate phosphorylation; glucose 6-phosphate metabolic process; intracellular glucose homeostasis. Lineage: Eukaryota; Metazoa; Chordata; Mammalia; Sirenia; Trichechidae. Gene Ontology annotation, cellular component: mitochondrion; cytosol. The record is from RefSeq and is a predicted model, not a curated record. Gene Ontology annotation, molecular function: mannokinase activity; ATP binding; glucokinase activity. The coding region runs from base 55 to 2829 and encodes 924 amino acids.
UAAGAGGCUCACCGUCCCUUCUCUCCCAUAGGAAGCCAAGUGGACUGGAACCAGAUGGACUCCAAUGGGCCUGCAGGACUCGGGCACAGGGGUGGAGCCUCAGGCUGCCCCCUGGAGGGCUCGCCCCAAUCCUCGGACAGAUCCAACCUGGUGCAGACAUGCCUGCAGCAGUUCACGGUGACGGUGGCACAGCUCCAGCAGAUCCGGACCAGCCUCCUAGGCUCCAUGGAGCAGGCACUGAUGGGGCAGAAUGACCCUGCCCCUGCUGUCCGGAUGCUGCCCACGUAUGUGGGCUCCACCCCACAUGGCACCGAGCAGGGAGACUUUGUGGUGCUGGAGCUGGGGGCCACAGGGGCCUCGGUGCGUGUGCUGUGGGUGACUCUGACGGGCACUGAGGGGCACAGGGUGGAGCCCAGGAGCCAGGAGUUUGUGAUCCCCCCAGAGGUGAUGCUGGGCCCUGGCAAGCAGCUCUUUGACUUUGCCGCCUGCUGCCUGACCAAGUUCCUGGAGGCACUCCCCGUGAGCAACCAGUGUCUGCCGCUUGGGUUCAGCUUCUCCUUCCCCUGUCACCAGACGGGCCUGGACAGGAGCAUCCUCAUUUCCUGGACUAAGGGCUUUAGAUGCAGUGAUGUGGAAGGCCAGGACGUAGUCCAGUUGCUGAGAGAUGCCAUCGAGAGGCAAGGGGCCCCAAGCCUCAACGUAGUUGCUGUGGUGAACGACACGGUGGGAACCAUGAUGGGCUGUGACCCGGAGCUUGGGCCGUGUGAAAUCGGGCUCCUUGUAGACCUUGGCACCAAGGCCUGUUACAUGGAGGAGACGAAGCAUGUGGCAGUGCUGGGUGAGGACCUGGGCAGUGUCUGCGUCAGUAUCGAGUGGGGCUCUUUCUGCGAUGAUGAAGCCCUGGGGCCGGUGCUGACCUCCUUUGACCAUGCCCUGGACCAGGAGUCCCUGGAUCCUGGUGCCCAGAGGUUUGAGAAGAUGAUUGGGGGCCUGCACCUGGGCGAGCUGGUGCGACUGGUGCUGGUUGACCUGGCCCAGCGUGGGCUCCUCUUUGGAGGAUGCACCUCCCCUGCCCUUCUGAGUCAAGGCAGCGUGGCCCUGGAGCACGUGGCCGAGAUGGAGGACCCUUCAGCCGGGACAGCCAGAGUCCUUGCCGUCCUGCAGAACUUGGGCCUGAGUCCAGAGGCCUCGGACGUGGAGCUCGUGCAGCGCGUGUGCGCGGCUGUGACCACGCGAGCCGCUCGCCUCUGCGCCGCCGCCUUGGCUGCCAUCCUCGGCCGCCUACAGCACAGCCGGGAGGAGCAUGCACUCCAGAUCGCCGUGGCCACCGGAGGCCGAGUAUUUGAGCGACAUCCCAGUUUCCUCGGCCUCCUGAAGGAGACAGUGAUGCUUCUGGCCCCUGAGUGUGGUGUCUCUUUCAUCCCUUCUGUGGAUGGUGGCGGCCGGGGUGUGGCAGUGGUGACCGCCGUGGUUACCCGCCUGGCCACCAACCGGCGCCUGCUGGAGGAGACACUGGUGCCGUUCCGGCUAGACCGGGAGCAACUGGCAGCAGUGCAGGUCCAGAUGCAGGAGGCCAUGGCCAAGGGGCUCCGUGGGGAGGCCUCCUCCCUGCGCAUGCUGCCCACCUACGUCCGUGCCGUACCUGACGGCAGCGAGCGUGGGGACUUCCUGGCCCUGGACCUGGGGGGCACCAACUUCCGGGUCCUCCUGGUGCGUGUGGCCGCUACAGGCGUGCAGAUCACCAGCGAGGUCUACACCAUCCCUGAGCUCAUGGCCCAGGGCCCUGGGCAGCAGCUCUUCGACCACAUUGUGGACUGCAUCGUGGACUUUCAGCAGAAGAAGGGCCUGGUUGGGCAGAGCCUCCCCCUGGGCUUCACCUUCUCCUUCCCAUGCAGGCAGCUCGGCCUGGACCAGGGCAUCCUCCUGAACUGGACCAAGGGUUUCAGCGCGUCAGACUGUGUGGGCCAAGACGUCGUGGCUCUGUUGCGGGAAGCCAUUAGGCGCAGACAAGCAGUGGAGCUGAAUGUGGUUGCCAUUGUCAAUGACACGGUGGGGACCAUGAUGUCCUGUGGCUAUAAAGACCCCCGUUGUGAGGUUGGCCUCAUCGUCGGAACAGGCACCAAUGCCUGCUACAUGGAGGAGCUCCAGAAUGUGGCGGGCGUGGAUGGGGACUCUGGCCACAUGUGCAUCAACAUGGAGUGGGGCGCCUUUGGGGAUGACGGCACGCUGGGUGUGCUCAGCACCCACUUUGACGCUAGUGUGGAUGGGGCGUCCAUCAACCCUGGCAGGCAGAGAUUUGAGAAGCUGAUCAGCGGCAUGUAUUUGGGGGAGAUUGUCUGCCACAUCCUGUUGCAUUUGACCCGUCUUGGCGUGCUGUUCCAGGGCCAGCAGACCCAGCAACUACAGGCCAGAGGCAUCUUUAAGACCAAGUUUCUAUCUCAGAUUGAAAGCGACAGCCCGGCCCUGCGGAAGGUCCGAGACAUCCUGCAGGGUCUGGGGCUGUCCCUGACCUCAGAUGACGCCCUGAUAGUCCGAGAGGUGUGCCAGGCAGUGUCCCGGAGGGCCGCCCAGCUCUGUGGGGCAGGCGUGGCUGCUGUGGUGGAGAAGAUCCGUGAGAACCGGGGCCUGGAGGAGCUGACAGUGACCGUAGGAGUGGACGGGACCCUCUACAAGCUGCACCCCCACUUCUCCCGCCUGGUGGAGGCCACCGUGCGGGACCUGGCCCCUCGCUGUAAGGUCACCUUCCGGCAGUCGGAGGAUGGCUCUGGCAAAGGUGCAGCCUUGGUCACUGCUGUUGCCUGCCGCCUGGCCCAGACACCCCGAAUCUGAGGACGUCUCCAGGAGCCACGAUGUCUCAGCCUCAGCCUUGCUGCACCAGAGCCUGGGCCUAGCCUGCCCCCACACCCCAGGACCCCCAGAACAGC